UAGCAGCAGGAACUAGCUAAGCAGCCUUUAGCAUCCAAGAUGGCGGGAGCAGACAGCGACGACUCUCUUUACCCGAUUGCUGUGCUAAUCGAUGAGUUAAGAAAUGAAGAUGUUCAGUUACGAUUGAACAGCAUCAAGAAACUCUCUACCAUUGCCUUAGCUCUGGGGGUUGAAAGGACACGUACUGAACUUCUACCUUUCCUCACAGAUACCAUAUAUGAUGAAGAUGAAGUUCUGCUUGCCCUUGCUGAACAAUUGGGUAACUUCACAAUGCUGGUUGGAGGGCCAGAAUAUGUGCAUUGUCUCCUUCCCCCUUUGGAGAGUCUGGCUACAGUUGAAGAGACAGUGGUGCGGGACAAGGCAGUGGAGUCCCUGCGGAAGAUCUCCCAUGAGCAUUCUCCAGUGGACCUGGAAGUGCACUUUGAGCCUCUGGUGAAGCGUUUAGCCAGUGGUGACUGGUUCACGUCACGUACCUCUGCCUGUGGUCUCUUUAGCGUCUGCUACCCCCGAGUUUCCAGUACAGUCAAGGCUGAGAUCCGCCAGCACUUCCGCACCUUGUGUUCUGAUGACACUCCCAUGGUUCGCCGUGCAGCCGCUUCCAAACUGGGUGAAUUUGCCAAAGUGUUGGAGCUGGAGUAUGUCAAGAGUGACAUAAUUUCUCUCUUCACUGCGUUGGCAUCUGAUGAACAGGACUCAGUUCGUCUCCUGGCUGUGGAGGCUGGCGUCAGCAUUGCCACUCUGUUGCCUCAAGAGGAUCUGGAAGCUCUGGUGAUGCCCACUCUGCGCCAGGCAGCAGAAGACAAGUCCUGGAGGGUUCGCUACAUGGUUGCUGACAAAUUCUCAGAUCUGCAAAAGGCCGUGGGUCCAGAAAUCACAAAGAAUGACCUAGUGCCAGCCUUCCAGAAUCUUCUGAAAGACUGUGAAGCUGAGGUCCGUGCCGCUGCAGCAAACAAAGUCAAAGAAUUCUGCGAAAACCUACCAGAGGACAGCAGAGAGACUAUUAUCAUGACACACAUUCUCCCCUGUGUUAAGGAACUCGUCUCAGACACUAAUCAGCAUGUGAAGUCUGCACUGGCAUCGGUCAUUAUGGGCCUGUCCACCAUCUUAGGCAAAGACAACACCAUUGAGCACCUGCUUCCCCUUUUCUUGGCCCAGCUCAAAGAUGAGUGCCCAGAGGUUCGCCUCAACAUCAUCUCCAAUUUGGACUGUGUGAACGAGGUGAUUGGUAUCCGCCAACUUUCCCAGUCUUUGCUUCCGGCCAUUGUAGAGUUGGCUGAGGACGCCAAAUGGCGAGUGCGACUGGCAAUCAUCGAGUACAUGCCCCUUCUGGCUGGACAGCUGGGUGUGGAGUUUUUUGAUGAAAAACUCAAUUCUCUUUGCAUGGCUUGGCUUGUUGAUCACGUUUAUGCUAUCAGAGAGGCAGCCACCUGUAACCUGAUGAAGCUGGUGGAGAAGUUUGGGGCAGAGUGGGCACAGAACACUAUUGUGCCUAAAGUACUGGGAAUGGCUAACGACCCCAACUACCUGCACAGGAUGACUACCCUCUUCUGCAUUAAUGCUCUGUCUGAGGUGUGUGGACAGGAGAUUACCACCAAACACAUGCUCCCUGUAGUUUUGAAGAUGUCUAAUGACCAGGUAGCCAACGUACGUUUCAACGUGGCCAAGUCUCUUCAGAAGAUAGGACCUGUGCUGGACAGCAAUUGUCUGCAGACAGAGGUGAAGCCAGUGCUGGAGAAACUGGCAUCAGAUCAAGACAUGGAUGUCAAAUAUUUUGCCCAGGAGGCCAUCAGUGUUCUUUCCCUGGCCUAAUGUUCCUUCUUGCUGAACCUAAGACCCAUCUCAAGCUGACCUCCAUUGUAUUUAUUGACAUCCACGAUCGUCCACUGGACUGUUUAUGACGAAACGGUGUGUUUUGUUCCCUCUCAGUGAGAAAUGUUUUAGAGAUACUUGGAUUCCGUCAGUAUUUUGUUGACCACACACACCCUCUUGCUCUUCAUACUCCACGAUAGACCCUCCUGAGCCCCUUUUGCUGUGUGUAUGUUCACUCUCUAACCCACACACUUAAAUGGCAUUUACCAUCCACUUAACAAUAUAACCAAGCAUCAUAGGCUUGUCAUAGAGUAAAACAAAUAGAUGUACCGAGGCGUCAGUUGUCCAGAUUUUACUUCAGCUGUCUGAUCUAAUGGACUGAACCAUCUUUGCUCUUUGCGCUGAUUUUAAGCUAGAGUUGACCCAUGCAUGUGCACAGCAUGAUGGGCCGAAUCACUACUGCGACUGUCAAUUGAAUACUGUGUUCCUGCGCUCUGUCCUACACUGAUUGUUGUCGAACCAAGACCCAUAAAGCACUAGACACAUGUCCGUUCUCUGAUGCCAUUCUCGGAGUGCUUUUCGUCUUUAAGGGACCAUGACAGAUAUCCAUCUCUUUUCAGCAACUGUUAUAACAGAGGAUGGGCAUUCCUAAACAGCCCUUUUUAUCUUAAGAAGGCAAGCUUCUUCAUUCUGUGCCAUUGACCAUGUUGCACAUUCUUUCUUUUUUGAUUUGUUAAAAAAAAAGUUUAACUUGUGUAUAGGAGAUCAUCUGCAUGCCUCUUGCACUCCGGUUUCAUAUUAGAAGCUCAUUAAUCACAAGGCAUCUUAAAGUCUCUCCGUUAACGCAUUGCUUUUUGCCUGUGAUGUUGACUGUCCGAUUCUUCUUCAGCUUCAGAGUGCAGUCAAUAUAGUACUAUCUGCUAUGUAAAGUGUCUUUAGAUUGUGCUUUGGGUUUUAUAUGAAUAUGGUCGCAUUGCCCUUGAUAGAAGGGAACUCAAUAAAGAACGUUAUAUAACCCUA
Messenger RNA from Danio aesculapii, 2829 nucleotides. It is a transcript of the gene ppp2r1ba, whose product is annotated as protein phosphatase 2, regulatory subunit A, beta a. Bases 40 to 1809 code for a protein of 589 amino acids. Gene Ontology annotation, biological process: protein dephosphorylation. The transcript has 15 exons. The record is from RefSeq and is a predicted model, not a curated record. Lineage: Eukaryota; Metazoa; Chordata; Actinopteri; Cypriniformes; Danionidae. Gene Ontology annotation, molecular function: protein binding; protein phosphatase regulator activity. Gene Ontology annotation, cellular component: cytoplasm; protein phosphatase type 2A complex.